GAAGAAUCGUAGGUUCAAGACAACGAUAGUUAUUUCAGUGAUGGAAAUAAAAAAUUUUUGGAGAAGAUUAGUACCUAUAGUUUUUCAGAGGAAACGCCCAAAUAACAUAUGAAAUGACAAAAUAGAUGGUAGUUGCCUGCAUUCAAAAGAGUGAAUGCAUUAAAACUUCUUGGACUCGAGGAGAAAACAUACUAUCCAAAAAUGAGAUACAAGCUAUCCCUACGACGGAAUCUCCAGAACUCACAACCGUCAUGGACGGUAAAAAAAUCCAGGAAGCUGUAGAACAUGCGGCAGAAAGCGAGGCUAUCAUCAUAGAAAAUGCGAACUUCUUAACUUCCCAGUCAGAAUCAACGUGGAACAAAUCGAGAAUCGACCUGAAUGUGAAAAAGAUCCCGAUAAUAUUCAUCCAAAAACUCCAUCCGCAAGAAUUGCUACGGCCGGUGCAACAGAAAUGGAAGGAAAUCAACGAUCUACUGUCGUAUCCAUUCCAUCCAAAUUACGGAGGACUGAUACUGCUGCAUCCUCAACACAUCUGGAACAAGCUGAAGGAAAAGGGAAAUUUUUUUCUUGGAGGAGCGCAUAAUUCUAUAUUCGGUACUGCGCAUUCCCCUCCUGAAUACCCUUUUCCAUACAGGCGAGCAGAAAAAAAUCUAUUAAUUCCAUAAAGCUUAUUGGUCAUAGAUAGCUUUCUAACCAUAGCAUCAAAGAUUAUAAAGUUAAGGUAGUUACCCCCAUAGACAUAGAGUCUCCAUGUCUAUGGUUGAAACCACAGAACACUAACAUGGAUGGAGAUAUAUCUGUUACUAUAAAAUCUUAUAAUAAUAAAACUAAAUCAUCAAGCUCCCCCUA
Molecule: messenger RNA, 849 nt
Organism: Coccinella septempunctata (seven-spotted ladybird)
Lineage: Eukaryota; Metazoa; Arthropoda; Insecta; Coleoptera; Coccinellidae
Exons: 2
Coding region: 126-665 (179 amino acids)
Source: RefSeq, a predicted model, not a curated record